UUGGACCCGAAAACUCGUGGAACGUUCUCCAUACGUAUAUAAUGUCCCCCUGCCGAGGUGUCCGGGGUCAGCUGUCCUAGUUGCGCGGUCUACAUAGGAGUAGUCAAGGGCUUCCUCGUUCCCACCUCCUUGACAGCAGUAAUGCCGCUAGCUUCCAAACCGAUCCCGGAUCCUGACAAUGUCCCCUUACACACAGUCCUGCUGCGGACCUACUUACAGCUGCUGCACAGCCGCCCUAUACUUACCAAAGCGGUGACCAGCGCCAUUCUGUCUGCAUUGGGGAAUCUUUUAUCGCAGAGCAUAGAAAGGAGGCACCAGAGUAAAUCGAAAAAUGUCGACCUGGUGGCACCCCUUCGAUUUGCUGCAUAUGGACUUUUCUUCACCGGGCCGCUGUCUCAUUACUUCUACAUGUUUCUGGAGCACUGGAUCCCUUCUUCUCUGCCACUGGCCGGACUACGUCGCCUCCUCCUUGACCGAUUAAUUAUUGCUCCUGGUUUUCUGCUUCUUUUCUUUAUUGUGAUGAAUUUUCUUGAAGGCAAAAACCUGAAGUCAUUAAAUCGGACGCUGAAUGAUAGCUACUGGUCAGCGCUAAAGAUGAACUGGAAAGUUUGGACGCCAUUUCAGUUUAUCAAUGUAAACUAUGUUCCAGUGCAGUUCCGAGUACUAUUUGCCAACGUGGUAGCCUUCUUCUGGUAUACAUAUCUGGCUUCCACAAGGAAAUGACCCAGACAACCAGCUUCAGUGCCAGUGAUGAAACAGGCUGAGGACUCCAUGACGGCAGCACUAACUUGAGGACUAAUUUUUAUUAGCAAAAAUUAUGCAAAGACUUAAUUUUACUGUAACAUUUAGAAAUAUGAUUAAUUCAGAUUUUUCAAAGGAGCAGUUAUGAAAUGAUAUGCCAAGAUACAAUAUCCUAAAUUAGAAAAAAAUUCUAAUAGUUAAAGGGGUUUUCCAAGAGUUAAAAAAAACUGGCAUGGGGCAUUAUAAGAUAAACGAAGAAACAUUUCCUUUUAUAUAUCUGAGCCUGCAGCAGUCACAUGCUUUUCACCGUUCACAUGAGCCCUGCAGCCAAUCGCUGACCACAGCAGUCACGUGUCAUUCAUGCACACAUGACUGCUGAUGUCAGUGAUAGGUUGCAGCGCUCAUGUGAACGGUGGUCAUAAUGUCAUCGCUGCAGGACUUUUAUAGGGUCACGAACGCUGUGUUGACCUUACAUUUGUAAUGUCAAUUUAGCAUGGGCAUCAGGAAAGCUCCUAAUGUACACGCUCACCAUGUCCAUAGGGUUACUGUAGCCAGACAGAGGCCAAAAGUGUCCUUUUUGCCUCCGUCUACAUCAUAAAAACCAGUGUAGCAUAGUGUAGUAGUCUACACUACUCCAUACAGCAGUAUCCAGUAAAAGUGUACAAGUUUUUCUUACAGUGGAACCCUAUGGGGGACUGAUGAUAUUGUAUGGAAUCCCUCUGGGGCUUCCACUUAACAUAUACUCUGACUUUUUGAUUAAUAGGACUAGUCAUUUCACAGUUUACAUCAGUUUAGCCAUCUAGGCUGUGCAAACCCAGCAGCACACUUUUUUAGACCUAGCCUAUGCAUCCAAUGCAAAAGCUGUUCAUAAACCUUAGGGCUCAUGCACACGACUGUAUUUAUUUUGCGGUCCCAAAU
Bufo bufo (common toad) is the source of this 1659-nucleotide messenger RNA. RefSeq names its product peroxisomal membrane protein 2 (gene PXMP2). NCBI's taxonomy places the organism in Eukaryota, Metazoa, Chordata, Amphibia, Anura, Bufonidae. The transcript is spliced from 5 exons. Bases 142 to 723 code for a protein of 193 amino acids. The record is from RefSeq and is a predicted model, not a curated record. Gene Ontology annotation, cellular component: membrane; cytoplasm.